Durusdinium trenchii is the source of this 1107-nucleotide messenger RNA. NCBI's taxonomy places the organism in Eukaryota, Dinophyceae, Suessiales, Symbiodiniaceae. The record is from the annotation of a GenBank genome assembly.
AUGGCGGGCUAUGAUAUGCCUGAUGAGGCCAUGGACGUGGCGGUGCUGGAAGGUCUUCGGAGCUUGCGCCUUCGAAAGCGGCGCAUCACUGCGCCCAAGGAAGAUGAAGUGCAACUGCAGAUCAACUGCGUCGGCAUUUGCGGCUCCGAUAUGGCCUACUGGUCGAAGGGUGUGGCUGGGGGCUUUGUGCAGCUGGACUUCUCAGAGGAGGGCCUCAACCAGGGCUACUGUGGUCAGAUGGGGCACGAGUGCUCGGGUACCGUGCGAUCGGUGGGGGCCAAGGUCACUCAUCUUCAGGUGGGUGACCGUGUAGCAUUGGAGCCUGGCGUCCCUUGCUCCGACUGCAAGCUUUGCAGGUCCGGCAGAUACAACCUUUGUCCCAAGAUGCGCUUUAUUGGAUCAGCGGUGAAUCGCGUUCCUGGUGCGCUGUGCCGGAAGUUCAACCACAAGGCCUCCUAUUGCUACAAGCUUCCGCCAAGUGUCAGCCUUCAGGAAGGAGCAAUGUUAGAACCCCUUUGCGUUUCUUUGCAAGCCGUCACCCGAGCCAAGGUGGGCGUGGGCCACCAUGUUUUUGUGAGUGGUGCUGGCCCCAUUGGCCUCAUGACGGCCAUGUGUGCCAAAGCGGCUGGAGCUGCUACUGUAACGAUUACUGACAUGGUAGAUGCCAAGUUGGAGAAGGCCAAAGAAAUUGGUGCAGAUUACACACUCAAAGCCGACAUGCCCGAUUUGCUCUCUGCGCUGGAGAGCUGCAUUGGGGAGAAGUUUGACAUGAGCUUUGAGUGUUGUGGGGUGCCCGCGGCCCUCAACAGCUGCAUACAAGCAACGAUGCCCGGUGGUGUCGUGUGCGUUGUGGCGAACCUGCCACAAAGCAUUCCGCUCGAUUUGCAAGUGGCGGUGAGGCAUGAAGUGGACAUCAUUGGUGUUUAUCGAUAUUGCAACCUGUAUCCCCGAGCACUGGCCUUGGUCUCCAGUGGGAAGAUCAACCUGAAGCCACUGAUUUCCAAGACUUUCCAGCUCGAAGAGGCACAGGCCGCUUUUGAACACUUCGCCUCUGGUGAGCCCAUCAAGGUGAUUAUCCAGCCCAGUGCGCCCGAGCAAUUAGUCUGA